Messenger RNA from Phyllopteryx taeniolatus (common seadragon), 11357 nucleotides. Its product is annotated as voltage-dependent L-type calcium channel subunit beta-4-like. The coding region runs from base 1341 to 2537 and encodes 398 amino acids. The record is from RefSeq and is a predicted model, not a curated record. The transcript is spliced from 14 exons. Gene Ontology annotation, molecular function: high voltage-gated calcium channel activity; protein binding. Gene Ontology annotation, biological process: chemical synaptic transmission; calcium ion transmembrane transport; neuromuscular junction development. Gene Ontology annotation, cellular component: voltage-gated calcium channel complex. Lineage: Eukaryota; Metazoa; Chordata; Actinopteri; Syngnathiformes; Syngnathidae.
GCGGCAAACCAGCAUAAUGGACAAGAAAGGGGGGUCUUUGCUUGGCCCGGGGACGCGUGCGAGCCGGCGGCGACUGCUCGCCUUUUGCUUGAAGACAAACUUCUUCCUCCGUGUGCCGCAAAACUGGACGAUGCGGGGGCCACUUUUUCACCUUUAAUUCUUUAAACACCUUCGAACCAGCGGCACGGUGUAAGACUGCUUAACGCAUCCGCAUCACAACUGUGAGGUCGUGGGUUCAAAUCCAGGCUCCUGUGUGGCUUUUGUCUGGGUACUCCGGCUUCCUCCCACAUUCCAAAAACUCGAAGACGUCGAAGUUGUCCGUAGGCGUGAAAGCGAGUGUGUUUGAGUGAGUUUAUCUGUCUGUGCCCUGCGAUUGGCCGGCGACCAGUUGAGGGCGAACCCCGCCUCCCGCCCAGAAUCGGCCGGAUUGGGCGCUGCCGUAAGGAGGAGAAGCGGUGCUGUGAACGGAUGGAUGCUAAAAGCGCUCCAUCGAGCAAUUAUGUAUUGUUUUGAUCAAUACGGUCGUCCCUCGUUUCUUGCGGGCUUACGUUCCACAACCCCCCGCCAUAGAUGAAAAGUAGAGACUAUAUCUUUUUUGGAUUAUUUUAAUUAUUUAUAUUCAUUUUAAAGCAUUAUGACUCUGCCCACACUGUUAUUCACCUUUCCCCCACUCUUACAAAAUGAUUGAUUAGUUCACUGAUUGUUCCAUUCAUUAUUCGCGUAAAAAUGUAUUUCGCAUAUCGAUACAAAAUAUGCGUGCGUGGUGCAGGUAUUACUUUUGUUCACUUGGGGUCACCAUCCACACGCUAUAGCCUGUGGUAUCUGUGACUCUGAAAGUGUCUGGUUUUCAAGGGCGGGGCCUGGCCAGUUGAGUCAUCCAAUAGGAAUGUAGUUGGCAGUUGUUAGUUGUUAGUCAACUCUCCGACAGUAUUCUCAUUUAUUGAGAUGCACCUGUAUUUGUCCACAGUGCGGCUGCGCAUCAAAAUGUGUCCCCUUUCGUUCUGGACGUGACACCGGACCGUCCUGAAUGAGGGAUUGGCUGCUACGCAUAGUUAGCAACGCGUGAUGCUGCACAGGCAGAUCCUGCAGCUUUUCCAUCUGGGUGGAGCUGACGCUGACGCUGACGCUGAUGCUGAUGCUGAUGCUGAUGCUGAUCCCGGUGCUGAUGCUGAUGCCGCUGCUGAUGCUGAUGCCGGUGCCGGUGCCGGUGUCGGUGCUGAGCUGUGCACAGAGCAGCCUUAUAAUCACUGCAUCACUUUUGGGUAGCAAAUGACGGUCGGCAUCACAGCAACGGCAGCCGUGAAGCACUUCGGCAGACGCUGCCUCCCUCCAUCUCCCCCAUGCCACCAUUGGGGAGGUGGGGGGAAAUCAUGUCUGACUCCAGCGCUACAGGACUGAUCUUUAACAAGGGUUCAGCCGAUUCCUACGUUAGUCGCCCCUCGGAUUCCGACCUGUCCCUGGAGGACGACCGGGAGGCGUCUCGGCGCGAAGCCGAGCGCCAGGCUCAGCUGCAGCUGGAGAGAGCCAAGUCGAAAGCAGUGGCCUUUGCCGUCAAAACCAACGUUAGUUAUUGCGGGGCUCUGGAUGAAGAUUGUCCAGUCCAAGGCGCAGCUAUUAAUUUUGAAACCAAAGACUUCCUGCACAUAAAAGAGAAAUACAACAACGACUGGUGGAUCGGUCGACUGGUGAAGGAGGGCGCGGACGUCACGUUCAUCCCGAGCCCCGUCAAACUGGAGGCCAUCAGGAUCAAACAGGAGCAGAAGGCAGCGGCGAGGAAAGGAGGCAACGCGUCAUCCGGAGGCUGGAGGUCCACGCCACCAUCUGCAGCUAAACAGAAGCAGAAACAGACGGAGCUUGUCCCCCCGUACGAUGUCGUUCCCUCCAUGCGGCCGGUGGUGCUGGUGGGGCCUUCGCUAAAAGGCUACGAGGUGACAGACAUGAUGCAGAAAGCCUUGUUUGACUUCCUAAAGCACAGAUUUGACGGCAGGAUCUCCAUCACACGGGUGACCGCCGACCUGUCGCUGGCCAAGCGCUCGGUGCUGAACAAAAAGGCCAUCAUGGAGCGAUCCAACACGCGCUCCAGCCUGGCUGAGGUCCAGAGCGAGAUCGAGAGGAUCUUUGAGCUCGCCAAGUCUCUGCAGCUGGUCAUCCUGGACGCAGACACCAUCAAUCACCCUGCGCAGCUUCUGAAAACGUCUCUGGCCCCCAUCGUUGUCUACGUCAAAGUAUCCUCGCCCAAAGUUUUGCAGAGGCUGAUCAAAUCUCGAGGGAAGUCACAGAGCAAACACCUGAACGUCCAGAUGAUGGCGGGGGACAAGCUUGCGCAGUGUCCGCCUGAGAUGUUUGACGUGAUCCUGGAUGAGAACCAGCUGGAGGACGCCUGCGAACAUCUGGCCGAGUAUCUGGACAUUUACUGGCGUGCGACCCACCUUCCUUGUUCUGCCCCCGUCAACCCGGUCCAGGACCAAAGUGUGAUCACGCCCCCUUCCGCUAACUCCAGUCAGCAGUUCUCGGAGACUCAAGAGUUAAUCGAGUGACCGCUUGCGGCCAGCAGCAGCCCGCGGCGCCGCCGCCAGCAGUCGAGCGAGGACGAAGGCCGCAAGCGGCUGCGGCGAGAGGACGCGAGUCAAGAUGGGGGCAAGCUUUUGCCCGUCCACGUCUGCCCCCCGGCUCCUGACGCCGCGUGACAACUCAGGGUCGCCUUCUGCAACGCACGCACGCGCAGUCAGUCGCUCUGCGUUCGGCUGCGCGACGGCUGACACGAGCCACCGGCCGUCGGUACCGAUGAAGCCCGCUACACACGUCAACAUCGGACGGAACAUUUGCAGCUCCAGUGCUCACUUCCCACGCAAUUUACUAGAGCUUCAGCUACUACUAUUACUACCACGAACAACAACUACUACUACUUCUUUUACUACUAUCACCAUUACAACUAAUAAUAACAAUCAGUACAAUUACUACCACUACUCCUACGACUUACUACUAGAACUAAUUAGUACUAUUACCACUAGUACUGUUAGAACAACUAACUAAUAGUACUCCGGUACUACUACUACUACUACUCCUACUAGAUAUUACUAUUACUACUAAUACUGCUGCUAGUAGUAGUUGUUGUUGCGACUUUGGGCUUGGCACAGUUAGUACACCGGAUGCCCUCCCUCAUGGAACCCACCCAUUUUUGGGAUUGGGUGUUGGACUAAUACUUACUACUGCUUACUACUACUACUACUACUGUACUAGGAGUUUCACUACUACUUAGUUCUAUUUCUACUACUACUACCUAGUUGCACAAGUAAUGACCCACUACUACAAGAUGUGCUACAAUUAUUACUACUUAGUACUACUACCACUACUAUUACAAUGACUGACUACUAGUACUAGGGUAGUAGUACUCGUAGCACUACUAUUAUUAGUAUAAGUAGAGCAAACAUUACGAACAUUUUCUUGAUGUGCCACUUUUGGAAAGCUGUAACGUGUGCAGCGGGCUCAAGACCACAAACCCGUGCGGAAGGUUCCCAGGGUUCCUCGCUCCAACUCUCCGUCUCGCUCCUCCAGCGUUUAGCUCACGCGCGCUGGCGUUCCAGCCGAACCGAAAGUUUCUUAAGAACGCCACAAAUUAUUUUUAGACGCCGUCAGCCGUGGACAGUCUAACACGCUUAACGUAAGCGUAAAAAAAAAAUUAACCUUGCCUAUUAUCCCAAAACUGUAAAAAUUCGGAUAUUUUUUCAUAGUUUCCCCACUUGGUUUAAGAGCGUCAAACAAAUGUAAAUAUCAGACAAAUAUAACCCAAGUGAACUUAAAUGGUGAUUUCAUUUAUUAAAGACAAAAAAACUAUUCCUUGUGUGUUUUUUGGACAUACUCGGCAAAUAAAGAUGAUUCUGAUUCUGAUGAAUGGCCUUUUGAAGGUCAUCCAUCCAUCCAUUUUCUGAGCCGCUUCUCCUCACAAGCGUCACGGGCAUGCUGGAGCCUAUCCCAGCUAUCAUCGGGCAGGAGGCGGGGUACACCCUGAACUGGUUGCCAGCCAAUUGCAGGGCACAUACAAACAAACAACCAGUCGCACUCACAUGCACACCUACAGGCAAUUUCGAGUCUUCAAUCAACCUACCAUGCAAGUUUUUGGGAUGUGGGAGGAAACCGGAGUGCCCGGAGAAAACCCACGCAGGCACGGGGAGAACAUGCAAACGCCACACAGGCAGGGCCGGGGAUUGAACCCGGGUCCUCAGAACUGUGAGGCUGACUCUCUAACCAGUCGGCCACCGUGCCGCCUCUUUUGAAGGUCAUGCCAAAGCAUUUCAAUCGGGUCCAAGUCUGGACUUUGACUAGGCCGCUCCAACACCUUCAUUUUGUUUUGUUUAAGCCAUUCAGAAGUUGACUUGCUGGUGUGUUUUGGAUCGUUAUCCCGCUACACAACCUAAGUGCGCUUCAACUGGAGGUCACAAACUGAUUGAUGACCAUUCUCCUUCAGGAUUUUCUGUUAAAGAUCGGAAUUCAUGGUUCCAUCAAUCACACCAAGUUGUCCAGGUCCUGAAGGAGCAAUACAGCCCAAGACCAUUACACGACCACCACCAUGUUUGACUGUCGGUAUGAUGUUCUUUUUCGGAAAUGCUAUGCUCCAUUUACACCAGAUGUAAUGAGACGCACACCUUCCCAAAAGCUCAACUUUCAUCUCAUCAGUCCAUAUAAUACUCUUCUAAAGGUCUUGGGCGUCAUUCAGAUGUAUUUUUGCAAAAGUAAGAUGAGCCUUUAUGUUCUUUUUGGCUUUGGAACUCUUCCAGGGAUGCCAUUUUUGCCCUGCAGUCUCUUCCUUAUUGUUGUGUCAUGGCCUCUGACCUUAACUAAGGCAAGGGAGGCCUGCCGUUCUUUCCAAGUUGUCCUGAGUUCCUUUGUGGCCUCCUGGAUGAGUCAUUGCUGUUCUCUUGGGGUAAUCUUUGUUGGCCGGCCACUCCUGGGAAGGUUCACCGCUGUUCCAUGUUUUCUCCAUGUGAGGAUAACACAUCAUGGCUCUCCCUAUGGUUCCCUGGAAUCUUAAAGCUUUUGAAAUGGUUUUUGUAGCCCUUUCCAGACUCAUACAUGUCAAUUACUUUAUUUCUCGACUGUUCUGGAAUUUCUUUAGAUUGUGUCAUUUUGUUGCAGCUUUUUUAGAUCUUUUGUCGGGACAGAUUCUGUUUAAGUGAUUUCUUCAUUGAACAGGUCUGGAGGUAAUCAGGCUUGGGCGUGAUCAGUGAAAAUUAACCAAAUUGAUGAUUAGCCAUAAUUACCAUAAUUUCUUGUAUAUAAUGCGCACCACACCCAUGUAUAAUACGCACCCCCAAAGUUGACCUCAAAAUUCUGGAAAACCCUUCUACUAUUGUAUAAUGCAUUUUUACAAUGCAUGAUUUAGCUUCUACCCAUAUGAUCAAAACAUGAAGUAUUAUCUGUGUUUUGUUAGUUUUUUCAAAGAAUUAUUCUGAAGUUAAGCACUUUAUUUGAACACAUAAUACUUUCUUUUUAUUUACUUGCUCUUACUUUGAAAUUCACAGCCCUACUGUUAUUUAGUAAAUGAGAAAACACAUAGUUGUGCUCAUAUGUUUGAAUACCCAGGCAGAAUUUGUAAGAUGUGUAAAAUUAUUUUAAGAAAACAUGAAGGACCAAGCGAAACAAAUUUAAUUUUGUCAAGCAUUUAAGAAAAGCAUUAUUAUUCAAGAAAACAUAACCAUAAAGAAAUAAAUGAUGGUUGUUGUUCAGUCAUCAGUCAUAUUUUUUAAAAAAACAACAACAAUAUUUCACAAAUUCUGCCUGGGUAUGUAAACUUAUGGGUACAAUUGUACAUAUAUGCAGUCAUAUGUACCCCUGUCAUAUUGGAAUGAAAGUGCAGUCUACACCUUUUUCAUAACCUCUCGGGGGCGGUGGCAUAGCGGAAUGAAACUGUGCAGCAUUUUAUAACCUCUAGAUGGCGGCAUACAUUUAGAAAAUGUGAAAGUCUUUUUCAUUUUCUCCUAUACCUAUGUAUAAUGCGCACUAUUGACUUUUGACAAUUUUGGGGUUAAAAAAGGUGCAUUAUACAGGAGAAAUUACGGUAAAUCAUGAUUUAACAAGAAGGGUGGGGUUAUUACUUUUUCACAUGGGGCCAGGUAACUGAAUUGUUUUUUUCCCUUAAUAAAUGAAGUCACCAUUUAAAAACGGCAUCUGAAGUUCACUUGGGUUAUAUUUGUCUGAUAUUUACAUUUGUUUGAUGAUCUUAAACAUUAAAGUGGGGAGACUAUGCAAUAAUAUAAGAACGUGAGUAGAGGGCCAAUACUUUUUUAAUGGCACUGUAUGCUCACUUCGACCUCUGAAAAUAUCAGAAUGAUAAACCCCAUAUAUGAGAUUUUAUGGACAUUCAUUAAGAAGCAACAUUAAGCUUUUUUCUGUAUCGUGAGCACCUAUGGAGAGGAAAAAGCUUAACGUCCAUAAAGUCCAAAAUAGUAAUAGAGUUUGAAGUGGGCAUAAGGAGAGAUGUCCACAUCCAUUUUGAUGACGAUUGAUCGCAGUUUACGGACGUUAAACAAAGUUAAGCGUUUUUACGUUAAGCGUUUCAGACUGCCCUAAAAACUUGAAUCUUUCCGAGUUGCGUGAUUUACUUGCUGUAGCCUUUUUUUCUACGCUAAAUCUACGUAGUAGCUAAUGACAUAUCUUUCUGCACACGGCGAUGCAUGUCAAGCACAGACUCGCAAAGGAACCCUCCUUUACAAAUUACACUCCCAUUUUAUGGAUGUACAACUGCCUAAUGCCUCACUUACAAUUUGUUCAAUAAUUAUCUUUUAUGACAUCACUCCUACUUCCACCAAGAUCAAAGAAAAACCAAAGCACAUUUAUACCAAAAUGUGUGUUAUUAUUCAGGGUUUUUAAGCAAAUCAAUCAGAUAAAUAAAUCACACAUUUUCAUUUAUUAUCGCAUCUGAAAUGAACCAUAAAGAAUGCUUAGUUAGACAAAAACCUAGCUCGUAGACACUUCCAACCCAUUCUCCCCACUUUCAUCUGAGAAAACGAAGUAAACAAUAUUAUUUGUAGAUUUGUGGGUGAUUUGAACCACAAAAUUGUCUUCAACUACCCUAAUGGAUUUUGGAAAUUGUAGGUAGGGUAAUGACUUGAAAUGUACAUCGAUAUUCACGUUCUUAUAUCAUUUAAAGCAUAAAAUUGAUAAAAUAACUGAUCAGGUUUCGACUGUUAAAUCCCCAGUGUACUUUUAGGAAGAUUUUUCUCUAUGUAGCACCUGGUAAAUUUGGGAUAAUACGGGCUUUCCUCCCGCUCUGGGAACAAAUUGCAGUAUGUGUAUUGAAAAUGAAUUUGCAUAAAUCAAGCUAACGCUCAACUUACACUAUGUAUUUACAGUACUGUACUCUUCACGCUGAGUAUUUAGCCUCCUAUGGUGUACAACCCGUCAACUGGUUAACAUUGUAAAUAAUCUCACGUGCAUGACAUCAUUGCAUUGCUGUUACAUCAGACGGGCUCGGCAGGAGCGCCCUCAUUCAGACGUCAGCCAUCACAAGUACGCAGUAUCAACGCUUCAUUGCACAGAUGAUAUUUGAAUGACAAGUUAUUGCGAUUAGGAUUAUUAUCCAACUGCUCAGAAUACUGAGGGGAAGCACACCAACGGAUAGCAAACACCGCACAAAGCAUGUUUCGUGUACUCCACAUUUUUGAAUACAGUGCUAUUGUUAAGUUUGACCACAAAACAAAAUAUGUCAUUGAGAUCAGCAAUAUUUCCAAUAAUUCAUUCAAGCCACCAUGUCACUUUUAUUAAUUGUAUAGGCAGUACUUUAAGUAACAUUUUCACAUUAUGCACUGUCCUACAAGCACAAAGAUGUAUUAUCUGACAUUAACAAUUCUAAUGUUAAUCUGUUAAAAAUGAUAAAACUAUUUAAACACGCUUCACUUUAUUGCUCAAAGAGGAAGGCCAAUGCUUACACCGCGAAUGGACGACAGCGGACCCCCACUACUGGCGGUAGAUAGGGACCGCGUCGAAACGCACAUCGCCAAAAUCUGCAGAUAAUUGACAGCCAUUAGAAUUGCUUUGAAAAAAAAAAUAUAUAUAUAUAUAUAUAUAUAUAUAUAAAACCCCAGAAAUCUUGGAAAUGGUGAGAUACACUGCCAAUAAGUGUUUUCAGUGUUGAUCCACCUUCCCCCAAAAAAGAGAAAAACUGUAUAAAAAUUGAAAAAAAACUGGGGAAAAAAAUAAAAAAAUCUGCAAAUCGACGAAUCCGUGGGUGGCAAACCACGAGUAUGCAGGGGUCGACUUUAUUUUUCAAAAAGUUAGUGCUAUUCGGCUUGCAGGGGAAAUAUCGAUCAAAGUCCUUUGUACUCAAAAGGUUGGUCCAUCGUGACUCGGUCCUAUCAAGCCAACAGUGACUGAGCAAAACAAGAAGCCGAAUCUUGUUCAAAUAAAAGCGACACUUUCACAUGACUGCUGGAGCUCAUUGCCAACAAGCAUGACGCGCAAACGCUCUGGACAAAAGUAUUUGGACUCCGCUGACUUCUAUUCCGCUUCCUACGAUCCAAUUGGAUUGAGCCGUCCUCGUCACGUUAGCCUUCCAGACGAAAAUAUAUUGAUUCAAAUCGUUUUAAAAGGGAGUCACAUUGCUUUUAAAGGUCAGAGGACAAAGACGUUCACAAUGUUCUCGCUAACUCUAGAACCCCUUUGCAAACCACAUCUGCCAUUUCGAAGUGAUUAUACAGCAGAUAUAAAGCAGUUAAAUGGAUAAAUAUGAUUGAGAAUGCGCCUUCCGCUCAAUCCGGCGCUGUGACGCGACGCGAGCCAAACAUCCUGUUCAUUCGGCCGUGCUGUUGUUCCCGUCCUUGUAUAUUUCUUGUCGUAUGAUGUAACGACAUCACGAUGGUUUAUUAUUAGAGGUGAACAUUUCCUUGUAUACACCUACCACUCCAUUAUGGUUACUACGCACUGGGGGGGUCGGAAAAAAGAGCCACGCAGUACUUUUCCGUACUGACGUCUGUACUUUUGCCAACAGACACACGGCAAAGACUUUGUGUGCGGCGUGUUAUAACGCUACUCGAGCGAGGGGCACACAAUGUACUGCAUCCUAUGGAAAAGCUUGUGCCGUGUCACUGAAACAUAUAUGAAUAUAUAAUACGUAUCGUCGUGCUCAAAAAUAUUGAUCUCAAUAUUCGGUCUGAGAAGAAAAGCACAUCUCCCGUGAUCCCCUGCAAAGUGCGCAAGGUGCCUACGCAGUGCAGGAAAUAUGCAUGGCGGCGCAUCGAGCAACGCGCUAAACUUAACCAGUCGAAUGUCCUGCGAAUCACAAAUCAAAAGUAUGGACGCAAUUUGGUCGUGCAGUGAGGACGGAUGCAAAAAAUCUGUUCCAAGAACGGUUGAAUUUUGGGCUAAAGAGUUCCUGAAUCGUUUCGGUCCACUAAAUCGUUCUAAAUGAAUCGAAUCGGCACCCACGGUUGGUGAUGCGAACCGAACCGUUGUGAAAAUGAAUCGUUACACCUCUCGUCUACAUUGUUGAAGUGUUCGGGAGUUCCAACUUCAAGGUUGAAGAGAGCUGUGCUUGAAUGUCACUUUAACAGGAGCGAUGAAAACCAGCUCGGCAGCAACUCCCAAUUUGCAGCAGCGAGCUAAACAAAGCAAAGAAGUAGACCGAGAAACACAAUCAUCAAAAGACACUUACUGUAUUUCUAGAAUUAUGCACAGAAUAUUUACAGAAUAAACAAAUGUGCCACUGGAACUGCAUCGGGGGCUGGGAAUGCGAUGGCCCCCACAGACACGCUGGCAAAACAAUAUGACUUCAAGUGUGUUGUUCUUCUCUUCCCACCAAAUCAACUCCGACACCCCAAAUCCAUCACUGUCUGUAGAAACCCAAAGCCCGCUUUCCUCAAAGCGCACGACAAAGUGGAGCAUUGCCUUUAAGGCCGAGAUAGCUCCUCAGGAAUUUCAUUUCAUUUCAUGGAGCGUGUUUGCACUUUUCUUCUCUGCUUUUCGAUGCCCUCCAAGUUCGGAUCUGACGUCCCACCUAUUUGCUUGACCGCCGCAAUGAUACUAUGUGUCCAGCAGGGGGCGGCAUGCGCUCGAACAGAUCUGUACUGGACCGGAGGGCGUGCUUGUGUGCGCAACAGGAAUUAUAACACCAUUAAGGUGAGGAUAAUCAUCAUCAUAAUAAUCGUAACAAUGAUCGCAAGAAUGAUGCCGAGUCCAAGUCCAAAUGUGCAUCUCUUCACCACUUCAAAUAGACAAAAGGUUUGAUCUUUUUGGCAUUCAGUAGUUUAGUUUGAAAGUUUAUCAAGACGGUUCAUUCCAUACAUUAGGUGGCUAUUUUUGCUGGAAGAAACUUAGCAAAAAAUAUAUGCUACCAUAAAUAACUGCUAAACGUAACACAAACAUAACAUCCACAUUUGUCAAUUCUAUAACAUCAAGCUUGAGCCUGAGAUGUAUUCAUGUUUCAUACUUCUCCACUCCACAAUAGUAGAAAUAAAGCUGUUACUGCGUUGUAACAUCAAAUAAUCAAGGUAUUUACAUUCCUGUUGCCUUUUAAUAGGAAAUAUUUUUUACUGGAAAUGAGAUUUUCAAAAUCAUUUCAACAUCAAUUCCGCACGAGCCCAUAACACCACUGAAACAUUUAUGAAUACGUCGCAACUUGUCAGAGGGAUGUCAAUACCAAAUCUUGGACCCCAAAGGAUACUGAACAAAUGGAGUCAUUUUAAUAUUUAUUAAACCAAUGGAGCACAAUUACAUGACAAAUACUCGAUCAUCUAAUGAAAAACUUGGACAAAAAAAGGUUGGCACAAAUUUUAAAAAAUGAGUAUCGUAUUCAAAGUACGUGAACGAGCCUCAAGCAAGCCUUGAAUGAAGUCUUCUCCCGAGCACCGGUGACCACCAACACACGGGUUUUGCCCCAUUUUGUUCUUUUUUGACGAAUACAAUACACGCGGCUGUCGUUGCCGUGGUAACGUGUGUGAAAUGUACAAAACUAUAACAGCGCACUAGUUUGAAGUACGUCCCCGUCCGGGAUAAUGACGUCACCUUGUGGCGCAAACAUGGCCGUUGUCCAGUUAACAUUAUUGCUACUUUCAAAUGUGCAUCAUCACAUGACAUCACACUUUUGCCAUUUUACAAAGCACCUGAAUAACGAUGACACGAUUGAUCGGUGGCUAACUGCUAAUGCUACGUGUGCUGCGCAGUGAGUGACAGGCUGUACUGAUUGCGCUCGCGGUUUUAUUGCUUUCUUCUUUUUAUGGCUUUUCUUCAAAUGAAUAAACACAGUGUUGGCAAAAGGACGACUCUGAUUGGCUGUUGUCCCGCACUUUCCCGCCAUUUUCGAUCUAAAUCUGCACAUUAACGUGUACUUGAGCGGUGUAAAUAAAUGUUUUCCUGCGUCAAGAAAA